Messenger RNA from Homo sapiens (human), 2591 nucleotides. RefSeq names its product CTD phosphatase 1 (gene CTDP1). Gene Ontology annotation, molecular function: RNA polymerase II CTD heptapeptide repeat phosphatase activity; phosphoprotein phosphatase activity; protein serine/threonine phosphatase activity. The record is from RefSeq and is marked reviewed. Gene Ontology annotation, cellular component: midbody; centrosome; nucleus. NCBI's taxonomy places the organism in Eukaryota, Metazoa, Chordata, Mammalia, Primates, Hominidae. Gene Ontology annotation, biological process: negative regulation of cell growth involved in cardiac muscle cell development; regulation of transcription by RNA polymerase II.
AAGUCGGCGCGGGCUAGGCGACGGGUGGAAGCCGGUACCGAGAGGAACUACAGCGUCGCCGCCUGGGUUGUGUCGCCGCGGUAGGCGCUGCGCUCUGAGCGCAGCGCAGGCCCCGUACCGACCGCCCGCCCGCCCUCUGUCCGCGAUGGAGGUGCCGGCCGCGGGUCGCGUUCCUGCCGAGGGCGCCCCGACGGCGGCUGUGGCCGAGGUGCGCUGCCCGGGGCCCGCGCCGCUGCGCCUGCUGGAGUGGAGGGUGGCGGCGGGCGCGGCCGUGCGCAUCGGCUCGGUGCUGGCCGUGUUCGAGGCCGCCGCCUCCGCGCAGUCCUCCGGGGCCUCUCAGUCCCGUGUAGCCUCCGGGGGCUGCGUGCGCCCCGCGCGGCCGGAACGCAGGCUGAGGUCGGAGCGCGCGGGCGUGGUGCGGGAGCUGUGCGCGCAGCCGGGCCAGGUGGUCGCCCCAGGAGCGGUUCUGGUGAGGUUGGAAGGAUGCAGCCACCCGGUUGUCAUGAAAGGCCUGUGUGCUGAAUGUGGCCAAGACCUCACCCAGUUGCAGAGUAAGAACGGGAAGCAGCAGGUGCCGCUGUCCACGGCGACCGUGUCCAUGGUGCACAGCGUGCCGGAGUUGAUGGUGAGCUCCGAGCAAGCUGAACAGCUGGGAAGAGAAGACCAGCAGCGACUGCACCGAAACCGGAAGCUGGUGCUCAUGGUGGACUUGGACCAGACGUUGAUUCACACAACCGAGCAGCACUGUCAGCAGAUGUCGAAUAAAGGCAUCUUUCACUUCCAGCUGGGCCGGGGUGAGCCCAUGCUGCACACGCGCCUGCGUCCACACUGCAAGGACUUCCUGGAGAAGAUCGCCAAGCUGUACGAGCUGCACGUCUUCACCUUCGGCAGCCGGCUGUACGCACACACCAUCGCAGGCUUUUUAGACCCCGAGAAGAAGCUUUUUUCUCACCGAAUAUUAUCAAGGGAUGAAUGUAUUGACCCAUUUUCUAAAACGGGAAACCUUAGAAAUCUCUUUCCUUGUGGAGACUCAAUGGUUUGCAUUAUUGAUGAUCGAGAAGAUGUCUGGAAGUUUGCCCCCAAUCUGAUAACUGUGAAGAAAUAUGUAUACUUCCAGGGCACGGGUGAUAUGAAUGCGCCCCCUGGGUCCCGAGAAUCUCAGACGAGAAAGAAAGUAAAUCAUUCUCGAGGCACUGAGGUCUCAGAGCCAUCUCCGCCCGUGAGAGACCCUGAGGGGGUAACGCAGGCCCCUGGAGUGGAGCCCAGCAAUGGCCUGGAGAAGCCUGCACGGGAGCUGAACGGCAGCGAGGCCGCCACCCCGCGGGACUCACCCCGCCCCGGGAAGCCAGACGAGAGGGACAUCUGGCCCCCUGCCCAGGCCCCCACCAGCAGCCAAGAGCUGGCAGGCGCUCCUGAGCCCCAGGGAUCCUGUGCGCAGGGUGGCCGGGUGGCACCGGGACAGCGGCCUGCCCAGGGUGCCACGGGCACUGACCUGGACUUUGACUUAUCCAGCGACAGCGAGAGCAGCAGUGAGUCCGAGGGCACGAAGUCCUCCUCCUCCGCCUCUGAUGGCGAAAGCGAGGGGAAAAGAGGCCGGCAGAAGCCGAAGGCUGCCCCAGAGGGAGCCGGGGCGCUGGCACAGGGCAGUUCCCUGGAGCCGGGGCGGCCUGCAGCACCGAGUCUCCCCGGAGAGGCCGAGCCUGGCGCGCAUGCCCCGGACAAGGAGCCUGAGCUGGGUGGGCAGGAGGAGGGCGAGCGGGAUGGCCUCUGCGGCCUGGGCAACGGCUGUGCCGACAGGAAGGAGGCGGAGACCGAGUCACAGAACAGCGAGCUGUCGGGGGUCACUGCGGGUGAGUCCCUGGACCAGAGCAUGGAGGAGGAGGAGGAGGAGGACACGGAUGAGGAUGACCACCUCAUCUACCUGGAGGAGAUCCUGGUCCGUGUACACACUGACUACUAUGCCAAGUAUGACCGCUACCUCAACAAGGAGAUCGAGGAGGCGCCGGACAUCCGCAAGAUCGUGCCGGAGCUCAAGAGCAAGGUGCUGGCAGACGUGGCCAUAAUUUUCAGUGGGCUACACCCGACAAACUUCCCGAUAGAGAAGACGCGGGAGCAUUACCACGCCACGGCGCUGGGAGCGAAGAUCCUCACUCGGCUGGUGCUGAGCCCCGACGCCCCUGACAGGGCCACGCACCUGAUCGCCGCGCGAGCUGGCACAGAGAAGGUGCUGCAGGCACAGGAGUGCGGACACCUGCACGUGGUCAACCCUGACUGGCUGUGGAGCUGCCUGGAGCGCUGGGACAAGGUGGAGGAGCAGCUCUUCCCGCUCAGGGACGAUCACACCAAGGCACAGAGGGAGAACAGCCCUGCGGCCUUUCCCGACCGGGAGGGUGUGCCCCCCACCGCCUUGUUCCACCCGAUGCCGGUUCUUCCCAAGGCCCAGCCUGGCCCCGAGGUUCGGAUCUACGACUCCAACACGGGGAAGCUCAUCAGGACGGGCGCCCGGGGGCCCCCAGCACCCUCCAGCUCCCUACCCAUCCGCCAGGAGCCCUCUUCCUUCAGGUACGUGGCGGCCCAGCCACUGUCCCAGC